Molecule: messenger RNA, 2857 nt
Organism: Gastrolobium bilobum
Lineage: Eukaryota; Viridiplantae; Streptophyta; Magnoliopsida; Fabales; Fabaceae
Product: sister chromatid cohesion protein PDS5 homolog E-like
Exons: 14
Coding region: 148-2577 (809 amino acids)
Biological process (GO): DNA repair; mitotic sister chromatid cohesion
Cellular component (GO): nucleus; chromatin
Source: RefSeq, a predicted model, not a curated record
AAGAAGCUUAGACAUGUGGGAAGGAAUUUACUCAAAUACCUGCCUUCAGUUGAUAAGCUUCUUGAAGUACUUGAUGAACUGGAGCUGGUAUUAUCAACUGUGGAUCAAGCACCAACUAAGUCAAUUCAAGAAUCACUGGUACCAUCAAUGAAGGCAUUGAUUUCUGAUGAACUUUUGAGGCACACAGAUGAGGAUGUUAAGAUUUUGGUUACAUCUUGCAUUACUGAGAUUACAAGAAUUACAGCGCCAGAUGCCCCUUAUGAUGAUGAACAUAUGAAGGAAAUUUUCAAGCUCAUAGUGGCAGCUUUUGAGAAAUUGUCUCUCGCAUCUGGUCGUAGCUAUGAAAAAGCACUUACCAUACUUGAAAAUGUUUCGAAGACUAGAUUAUGCUUGGUCAUGCUGGACCUGGAGUGUGAUGACCUGGUUAUUGAGAUGUUUAAGCAUUUCUUGAGCAUUAUAAGGUCAAACCAUCCCCAAAAUGUAGCUCAUUCAAUGGAAUCAAUAAUGAGCUUAAUCUUGAAUGAAAGUGAAGAAAUUUCAGCAGAUCUUCUGAGGCCUUUAUUAUGUAGUGUAAGAAAGGAAUUUCAGACUAUUUCUCCUUGUUCUUGGACACUGGGGGAGAAAGUAAUUAACAACUGUGCUGUUAGGCUAAAGCCUAAUCUAAUGAAAGAGAUGGAGUCCUCUGGCAGAGCUCUCAAUGAGUAUGCACAGAUAGUAACUUCUAUUUGCCAGAACGAUUCUGAAACUCCCCAAUGUGAUCAUUCGGAUGGUUCUGAGAAGGCGGUGGUUCAUUUAGUUGAAAACAAGCUUGAUGUGCCUAAAGAUGCAAAUGAACAACCCUGUGAGGAGACCAAGCGGCUUGAAUCAGAUAUUGCCUGUGUGAGAGAUGCCCAAAUUAUGGAUGAUACAAAAUCAAACAUAAGAAGUGCCCGUGCUUCUGCUAAGGACGGUGAAGCUAUAAAACAGUCUGGUUCAAAAAGGAAAUUGCAUUCUGAUCUUACUAAGAACUCCAAAAGAAGCAAUGCAAAAACCAAUUCAGAAACUGGCAAUUUAGAGUCUGUUGGGGAACCAAAGUCAGAAACUCAGUUGAAUACUGUGCCAAGGAAGAGGGGCCGUAAGCCUAAUUCUUUAAUGAAUGAAGAGGAAGGCUACGAUCACUCGUGGAUUUUGGGAGGAACAAAAACUGGAAAAUCAGCUCUAUCCAGAAAGGCUUGCGAUAGCAACUCUGCUUUUUCACCUUCUGAAAACCCUACCUCCAAAAAGGAUAAGUUGCAGUCAAAGCCUAAAACUGUAAGUGAAGCUCUAAUUUCAGAGCCGAAAAAUGAGAGCAUUGCGAAACCUGCUCAAUACAGAAAGACUCGUGAUAUGGGCAGUGAUUUUCCACAUUACAAAAAACCUGCUUCCCUCAAGGAUAAUGUUCUGUCAAAGCCUGAAGAUAUGAGCAAAGGUUGUGAAGAUUCAAUUUCUAAACCUAGAACUGAUGCGAAUGCUGAUGCUUCUCCUCCUUUUACAAAUCAUAACUCUCCUGAUGGAAGCUACCCCAAAAGAGGCCGGCCAAGGAAAAUAACUAGCACUGGGAGUCAAGAUAUUGAUCCCAUUCCUGUUUCAACAUUAAAGGAAGACCAUUUGAAUCCUCUGCUUGAGGGAUUGGAAUCUCCUGGUGUUAGGUUGGAAAAGGAAUCUGAAGUAAGGAAGGAUUCUGAAGUAAAACCUCAGGCACCCAUUAGGAAAAUCACUGUAAAGUUUGAUGGGAAAACUGCCGUGGCUAAAAUGGAAUCUAAGUUCUCUUGUGAAGAUGAGGGAAAACACAAGUCAGCUAUGAAUAUUGAUGUAGAAAAUAGAGAUGAGGGCAGGUCCUCAGCUCAAAAAGAAGUUAAAAAAAGGAGGAGACUUGAUGCUACUCCUAAUAAAGGUCACAAAAAAUCAUCUGAUAUGAAGGAGCUGAUUUCAGAGUCUGCAAGUAAAACAUUAAGUGGAGUUGAGGAAACCCCACGAGCAAGGCUGAAGAGAAGCCGCAUCGCUGUGAGUGUUGAGCCAUCUGAAACUAGCAAUCAUGGUAACUCAUUGAUUGGUAGUAGAGUAAAAGUUUGGUGGCCCUUGGAUAAGAUGUUUUAUGAAGGUGUUAUCCAUUCUUAUGAUCCUGUUAAAGGAAAGCACAAGAUUUUGUAUGCUGAUGGUGAUGUGGAAGUGUUAAACCUUCAAAAACAGCGCUGGGAACUAAUUAGUGUUGAUGAUUCCCCAAAUGAGGAAGAAGGACUUGCGCUUCAGAAGCUCGCAGAGGCAUCAGACAUAGCAGAAAAAAGCAAAGAAAAACCCAAGUUGGAGUUGGUCAAGGAUGCAAAUAACAAUUCUCGAUCAAGUAGGGGUAGAGGAGCUUCUGCCAGCAUCUCCAGAUCUGAAUCUGUAAAAUCUGCAGUCAAAUCUGUGGAUACUUCUUCAAUUAACAGAUCUGAUUUGGCUGAUGAGUCCAUGGAUGAUCCACCUACAACUUGUAACAGGCAAGACUCUACUGGGAAACCUAGAACCAAAAGAAAGAAGACUGGUUCAGACAUCAAGAGGAACCAACCUGAUACAUGAGAACUUUGAAAAGGAAAAAGUGCAAGUGGCUUGAAUUUUGCAGUAGGAAAUGUGUCAACAAGAUGACCAAAGGAGUAUAGGAAGGUUACUAGUUACUAUAAAGCUGGCACUAGAGCUAGUAACUUCGGCUUUACCAUAGGGAUUAUCAGUCUAGUCUGUUUCUCUUUUAGUAUGGUUUGAUAUUUUGUGGUGUCUUAAGACUAUUUAUUACAGCAGAAGGGUUUGGUUCACACCCUUUUUUGAAACUUGGUUUUUUGUAUAUAAUGAUUUCAUGGAUUUG